GUUAUUGUGGCAGCAGCCAGCUGAUCGUCGUCGGCAGCCGGGAGUUUACCGGAUCAUCGUUACUUCGUCGACGGAGAACGUGCCACACAGUGCGGCCCUAAUUAAAUACCAUCGAAUUUAAAUCGGUAAAGUUCAACUAUCUCCCGAACGAAAUCUAUGACACAAUUCAACUAUCUGCGGAAAGAAAUAGUACCACGGCAUUGCUGGCACCAAGUGCGAUCGAACCUUUAUUAUCAACUUCUAAUCUCGUAGUCAAUGAUCGGAUCGAUUUGACAAACCACGAGCCCAAACGCCUUUCCUGUCUGGGCACGUUAUGCAAGUGUGAAAAAGUGAAACAUUUCUCAUUGUUGAUUCCGACUGCCACGCGUGACGCUAGUGAAAAGAAAAUCGUUGCCAAUCGAGGUCGCGUCAUCGCCGGUGGAUAACCGGGUAGCGUUUGACUUGUGCUGUGAACAAAAAAAAAAUCGCGCACUUCAUACAUUUACAGUGCAUUGCAACCAGUUCGCAACAGUAUGAUCAAUCAAAAGACGCCUCUGGAAGAUGGCAGAACAUCCAAAGAAAAACCGCAAUACAGUGAGCUGUCGUACCUCGUUACUCGACAAUGUCUUCAACGAGAAGACUUUAAUCAGCUUUCGCAGUACGAAAGACUAAAGCCGACUGCUCUCGAUUCUUUUGGAACUUCUGUGAGAAACGUCAGGUGCCUUUCAGCAAUUAAAGGAUUUAUUCCGAUUCUACAAUGGCUUCCAACGUAUUCGAUAAAAAACGAUCUACUAAGCGACAUGACGGCAGGAUUGACGGUGGCUGUACUUCAAAUACCUCAAGGAAUGGCGUAUGGAAUAUUGGCAGGUACCGCCGCCAAUGUUGGACUCUAUAUGGCCUUCUUCCAUUGUCUUGUUUAUGCUGUGUUCGGCACAUCGCGCCAUAUAUCGAUGGGAACGUUCGCAGUAACAAGUUUGAUGACUGCCAAAAUAGUAGCAACCUACUCAACAGUUAUACCAACCCUGGCGUCCAACGGAACUGACACCUUAGGACCGGCGCUGACGCCAACGGAAGAUGCCAUAUAUACACCGAUACAAGUAGCUACAGCAGCGUCCUUUGUAGCGGGUGUAUUCUACUUUAUCAUGAGUGCCGCCCGAUUGGGAAUCCUAUCGUCGCUCUUGAGUGAACCACUGGUGAGUGGUUUCACUACCGCCGCUGCUGUUCACGUGAUGGUUAGCCAGCUGAAGGAUCUGCUAGGCGUAUCUAUACCACGUUAUAAAGGUACCUUUAAAGUGAUUCUUUCGGUACGCGACAUCAUCGAUCAAGCUCCGAACGCGAAUCUGACGGCCGUCUAUACCUCCUUGGUUGUUAUUCUGUUCAUGAUUUUUAUGAACGAAUAUUUCAAGCCCUGGCUUUCUACCAAGUGCCGAUUUCCAGUACCUGCCGAAUUGAUGGCCGUAGUCGGAGGCACCGUGGCCUCCUAUUUAAUUGGGCUUGGGCCGAACUUCGACGUUGGCUUAGUUGGAUUGAUACCGACCGGCCUUCCCGCACCGCAAUUUCCCCCACUUGCGCUUAUAAAGGCCGUUGCCGUUGAUAGCAUAGCAGUAACUAUUGUCGGUUAUUCGAUCGUCAUGUCGAUGGGGAUGAUCUUUGCGCAGAAGGACAACUACGAAGUGCGUCCAAAUCAAGAGCUAGUGGCACUUGGGUUCACCAACAUUGUAGGCUCUAUGUUUUCCUGCAUUCCUACCGCUUGUUCUCUGUCACGUUCUUUGAUCCAGCAUCAAACAGGAGGCAAAACGCAAAUAGCAGCCGUGUUUUCCUCGUUGAUCAUGCUUGUCGUUCUACUGUGGAUCGGUCCGUACUUCGAAAGUUUGCCCAGAUGCGUCCUGGCAGGUAUUAUUGUCGUUGCACUGAAAGGCAUGUUGAUACAGGUGUAUCACAUCAAAAAAUUCCACCGUGAAGGAAGCCUUGAGUUGUUCGUUUGGUGUGUAACCUUUCUUUCGGUCGUUAUUAUCGAUAUUGAUAUCGGGUUGCUGAUCGGAGUGGUGAUAUCGCUGAUUUCGCUCUACGUGAAAGGCUGGAAAACUUAUUAUAGCUUGCUUGGAACUGUGCCGGAUACUGCUAUCUAUGUUGACAUCGGAAGUCAUCAACGUGCCGAGGAACUGCCGCACAUCAAAAUUUUUAAGUAUACCGGUUCAAUUAAUUUUGCCAACAAGAGCAACUUCAAGAAAGCACUAUAUAAAGAAACCAAAGUACUUCAACGUGCCAACGUAUCGCUAGUUCCUCGUUACAAUGGCGAAACUACGGGACUACAAUGUACCAAAGCGGUUAUUAUUGAUCUGAGUAGUGUUCCUCACGUUGAUACCGCCGCAUGUAAAAUGUUUACAGAAGUUAAAACCAAUUUAGAGAAACUGAACAUCACUCUAUUGCUGGCUACCCCAGCCGACUGUGUGUUUGAUGCGUUAUUGCAUGCGGAAUCAAUUGGGGAAGGAGGCUUUAACAUAUUUCCCACAAUCCACGACGCAGUCAUCUAUGCCCAGGGAAACGAGUCAGCCGUGUAGCGUAAGCUCUCGUAAAUUCAUUGAUAUAAAGCAAAGCAAAAGAUGUAUGUGCCUUCUACGAACAAAUUUAAAAGCAAUAGUUCUCGACACGACAAAGGACUACCCUAAUAGAAUUAGUUACCAAAGGAUCAAACGAAUGAUGUGAUAUGUUUGCUCACACACAGACCGUACAGGCUUACAUUCGCGUAGAGAAUACCGAUUGAAAUCGCGUAGGCGCAUGAUACAGUUAGACGUACUUCAUUUUUUAUGUUAACAAGGUUAGCUUUUUAGAUGCAUCCUUCUUAACGUAUUAUUCUCCCAUUCUUACACAUAAGUACAAUCCUCACGGGUUCUCUUGAGUCUCGACAGCUCCGCAUGGCAUAUUUGUCGUAUUUCGCAGGAAAGUUACAUUGAUUGAACAAAAUUUAGGUUAGUCGAAAUCUAAAUCACAUCAGCAACCAGAAUCGUAAUAAACAA
This is a messenger RNA of Anopheles moucheti, 2996 nucleotides long. RefSeq names its product sulfate transporter (gene Prestin). Gene Ontology annotation, molecular function: sulfate transmembrane transporter activity; bicarbonate transmembrane transporter activity; oxalate transmembrane transporter activity. The record is from RefSeq and is a predicted model, not a curated record. Lineage: Eukaryota; Metazoa; Arthropoda; Insecta; Diptera; Culicidae. The transcript has 6 exons. Gene Ontology annotation, cellular component: membrane. Gene Ontology annotation, biological process: transmembrane transport. The coding region runs from base 513 to 2540 and encodes 675 amino acids.